Messenger RNA from Cololabis saira (Pacific saury), 1149 nucleotides. RefSeq names its product E3 ubiquitin-protein ligase TRIM65-like. The coding region runs from base 1 to 1149 and encodes 382 amino acids. Lineage: Eukaryota; Metazoa; Chordata; Actinopteri; Beloniformes; Belonidae. The record is from RefSeq and is a predicted model, not a curated record. The transcript is spliced from 9 exons.
AUGGACGAGUCCCGGUUCCGCUGCUCCAUCUGCGUGUCCCGGUUCCAGGACCCGGUCUCGGCUCCGUGCGGCCACAGUUUCUGCCGGCGCUGCCUGAGCGGCUGCUGGGACGGCCAGGCGGACCUGCAGCUCCCGGACGGGCCCCCGGUCCCGGACGGGCCCCCGGUCCCGCCCUCGCCGCCGCCGGCCUACGACGGCUUCCAUCACGCCACCUUCGACAUUUCCUCGGUGCAGCCCGGCAGCACCGACAGACCGGAUGUUCUGGAUGAAACCCGGAUUUCUGCCCAGAUUAAAGAGAAGGAGGUCGAGAUCCAGGACGGGAAACGAGCUCUGCGGGAUUUCUCUGCCCGGUCCAAGGCGGCGGUGAAGGACAGCAGCAGGAUCUUCCAGGACCUUGUCCAGUUCCUGGAUCAGCGCCGGCUGGAGGUGAAGGAGCUGAUCCGGGCCCAGGAACGGGCCGAGGCCGCCCGGGUCCAGAACCACCUGGAGCUGCUGCAGCAGCAGGUCCUGGACCUGAAGAAGAACCGGGCCGAGCUGACCCGGUCUGGGGGGGACCAGAUGUUCCGGGCCCUCGGUGGUUCUGGUACCGGUACCGGGCCCGGCGGGUCUCUGAGGGUCGACCCUCACGUUUCCUUCGGACCCGUCAGGACGGCCGUGUUGGACCUGAAGGACCAGAUCCAGAACCUGUACCACGCUGAUCUGCCGCGGGUCGCUAACGCAGUUAAAGCUGCAAGUCUCCUGGUGGUGGAACCACCAGAACCGGAACCAGGACCGUCCUGCAAGGGUCCGUCAGAAUCCCCGGAUUCCUGCGUGGACGAGGCUCCUCUGGACCGGAACCAGCUGCUGCAGCAUAUAAAAAAGCAUCUCUCUCUGGACCCGUUCACCGCCCACCGGGAGCUGCAGCUGUCGGACCGGAACCGCCGGGCCUCCAGGACGGGCCGGGUCCAGGACUACCCAGACCACCCGGACCGGUUCGACUGCUGGGUCCAGGUUCUGGCCCGCGAGGCCCUGACGGGCCGCCGGUACUGGGAGCUGGACUGGACCGGGUCGCAGGUGGCGGUCGGGGUCGCGUACGAGAGCAUCGGCAGGAAGGUGGGUCCGGUUCUGGUUCCGGUGCCGGUUCCGGUUCUGGUGCUGGGUCUGACCUGA